GACGCCCAUGAACACAAAUAAAUAAUUUUGACGCCCUUAGUAGCUUGACUUUCUGGUCUGCUCUGGUCAAUCGAGAAAUGAUAUGUAGUUGUGUGCAGGCAAUCACCGUAUAUAAUGCGCGUAUCAGUUCCAGAGCAACGAUGAAGCUAUCUCGUCAUUUAUUCUCCACGCGCUAGCGAUGAUGAGACGCUCAUGCUCGUAGUAUAAUCAUUAUCUGAUCCCAAUUCGGCCACAAUGUCUUGGAGGAAAAUCUUUGGUUUGUGUUGGAGAACCAAAGACGCUUGGGUCCUGUCGUUAAUGAUUCAGGCUUGCUGCUUGCAAAAUGUUCGUUGUGGUUUGCAAGCCUUGUCAAUCAUCGCUAAGCCGGCAUCGCAAAGCAUGGGUUACUACCCAGCAUCAAAUGCUGUCGAUGGCGUCAUGUCUACAUUCUCACACGGAGCUGAGGGUGGCGACCCGCAUCCUUGGUGGCGAGUUGACCUCGUGACUGAACACUGCCUGGGUGAAAUCUCCGUCACUACCCGACAAUCUUGUUGUGGCGAGUAUCGCUUCACGGGAGCGGUAGCUCGAGCGGGCCUGAGCCCAAACUACACCGAGAACCAACCGUGCGGCUCACCGGCCACAAGAGCCCAGUCCACCACCGGGGCGACGCAUGUGUUCCUGUGUGAUGCGCCAAGGAUGGCUAGGUACGUCACCCUGGACAUAGACCCGUCCAACCCCGAUGUAACAGACGCGCGCCUGAUGCUGGCUGAGGUGACUGUGAAAGAAUACACAGCCGGAGAAUGUCCAAGUCUUGAUGGUCCUACUACGACUGUGGCUCCAACAACUAGGCAAACUAGCACCGAGUUCCCCAAGACCAGAAAAUCCGGUUUGCAAAUGCUGUAUAAAGGAGGGCUGAUCGGAAACUCCGUACCCCUGUCGACCAAGAAGGCCAAAUCUCUUCUGAGGUGUGCCGGCUACUGCAGCAAAGAUGCCCACUGUUUCUCCUUCGACUUCGCGCCAGUCAGCGGCCAAUGCCGCCUGCAUAACCUAAACUCGACAGAUAUAGAGAUGUCGCCCAACGAGGACUCCUCAGUCUAUGUUAAGAAUAUUUAGAAGAGUUGUGAAUCGAACACAGCCGACGUGUGUAUCUUAUUGAAUAACUAAGUGUGCCUUUUAUCGUUUUUAAGGUAUUAUAUUAACCCGUUAAUCUACACUCUUAAUAUCUUAAAAUUAGCAUCAAAUGUAGAUGAUUUGGAAUAAUAAGGCCUUAUAGCCAGUCGCUCAUCAGCUAUUUCUGUCUUUAUUUCAUUACAAAAAAAUAAUAUAUUUGAAGAAAACAUUUUGUGUGUGUGAAUAUGUAACAUUUGCAUUGCCCGUCUAUUGGUUGCAUUAUAUUAAAAUGCAUUGUUAAAAUUGUGUAUACUAUA
This is a messenger RNA of Patiria miniata (bat star), 1406 nucleotides long. RefSeq lists its product as uncharacterized. The transcript has 5 exons. Lineage: Eukaryota; Metazoa; Echinodermata; Asteroidea; Valvatida; Asterinidae. Bases 235 to 1092 code for a protein of 285 amino acids. The record is from RefSeq and is a predicted model, not a curated record.